Halichondria panicea is the source of this 530-nucleotide messenger RNA. Its product is annotated as transcription factor 19-like. Lineage: Eukaryota; Metazoa; Porifera; Demospongiae; Suberitida; Halichondriidae. The record is from RefSeq and is a predicted model, not a curated record. The coding region runs from base 162 to 404 and encodes 80 amino acids. The transcript has 7 exons.
GGAAGGUUACUCCACCCGUUACAGUAACCGGGAAUAGUCAAGGAGCUGAGAAUAGUGGGUCAAGAUCACAGGAAGUUGAAGAGCCUGUGUCAGUUACACACUGUAGUACUGCUGGUCAUGCAACGAGAACUGUGCUGCGGAGGGUUUCUCCACUUUGUCCUAUGAACACUCGAGAGUCUGUGGCUAUCAACAAGCACAAUGUUGGGCGUCCAAGGAAGACUAUCUCGCAGAAGGUUACUAAAACUGGUGUUGUGAGCAGUCAAGGUCUGUGCAUCAGCCGUAGGUGCACUAAUGCUGAUAGUGGUGAUUGGGUGAAGUGUGACAAUUGUGGGCAAUGGUAUCACUGUGAAUGUGUGGGAAUUGUUAUAGAAAAUGCCAAAGAAAUCCGUUUUGAAUGCUGUUAGAUCUAUUUUUUUGUGAAUCAUUUUGCAGUAUUGUGUUAUAUAACUGUUCAUUAGUUUUAUAAUUUUUCAUUAGUCAUGUGUUUUUCAUUAGUCAUGUGAUGUUUGGUAUGAUUGGUAGAGUCUACA